Penicillium taxi is the source of this 1602-nucleotide messenger RNA. RefSeq names its product MFS transporter. Bases 1 to 1602 code for a protein of 533 amino acids. The record is from RefSeq and is a predicted model, not a curated record. Lineage: Eukaryota; Fungi; Ascomycota; Eurotiomycetes; Eurotiales; Aspergillaceae. Gene Ontology annotation, molecular function: transmembrane transporter activity. The transcript is spliced from 2 exons. Gene Ontology annotation, biological process: transmembrane transport.
AUGGAGAACUCCCACUCAAAUCAGCUCCGCUCCCAUACUGGGCCCGUUCUCGAACAACCUGACUAUCUUGACCUCCCCGUCCGAGAGGUCACCGACGAUGCCGAUCUUGAAGAAUAUACCACAGAGACAGCAGCAGGAGAAAUCAUCAAACCUAUCAAGUCCAAUGUCACCGGCAAUUUGGAGGAAUGGAAGCUGGUCACUUUCCACAUCGAUGAUCCCGAGAACCCAAAGAAUUGGUCCAAAGCAUAUAAAUGGUACUGCACAAUGGUUGUUGCCUUCACCUGUUUCGUCGUCGCUUUCUGCAGUAGUGUUAUCACUUCCGGUCUUCCUGGUCCGGUAGAGACAUUCAAUGUCUCAAUGGAGGUCAGCUUGGUUGUUGUCACCGUUUUUGUCAUUGGAUUUGGCGUCGGCCCUAUGGCCUUCGCCCCCCUGUCCGAGAUGGUUGGACGUCGUCCUUUAUAUGCUAUAACUCUGGGAAUUGCUGUCAUCUUUGUUAUUCCCUGUGCUGUUUCUAAGAACAUUGGUACCUUGAUCGUCUGCCGACUGAUCGACGGUAUUGCCUUCAGUGCCCCUAUGACUUUGGUCGGUGGUACCCUGGCAGAUAUGUGGAAGAACGAGGAGCGUGGUGUUCCCAUGGCAGCUUUCAGUGCUGCUCCCUUCAUGGGCCCUGCCAUUGGUCCCCUUGUUGGUGGUUACCUCUUCGAUAACUGCGGUUGGCGAUGGCUCUACUGGCUGCAACUUAUUCUCGCUUUCUGCGCCUGGGCUUUGGUUACUUUCACUGUCCCCGAAACAUAUGCCCCCAUCCUCCUCCGCAAGCGCGCUGCCAAGCUCCGUAAGGCCGAGAACGAUGAAAAGUACACCACCGAAGCCGAGCUUGACCCCCGCCCUCUUGGUCAGAAGCUGAGCAUCUACCUUUGGCGCCCCUUCCAGCUCCUUUUCCUCGAGCCCAUCGUCUUCUUGAUCUCCAUCUACAUGUCUGUUCUUUACGGUUUGCUGUACAUGUUCUUCGUUGCUUUCCCCAUCGUUUACCAGGAUGGCAAGGGAUGGAGUGCCUCCAAGACUGGUCUCAUGUUCAUUCCCCUGGCCGUCGGUGUACUUAUGGGUGCCGCCUGUGCUCCAAUAGUCAACAAGAACUACCUCACUCUUGUUGCCAAGUACAAUGGCAAGCCCCCUGCUGAGAUGCGUCUGAUUCCCAUGAUGGUUUCUUGCUGGUCAGUUCCUAUUGGUCUCUUCAUCUUCGCCUGGUCCUCUUACCCUCAUGUUCAUUGGCUUGGACCCGCUAUGGGAGGAUGGCCCGUUGGUUUUGGCUUCAUUUUCCUCUACAACUCCGCCAACAACUACCUGGUUGACACCUACCAGCACCAGGCUGCAUCUGCUCUCGCAGCCAAGACUUUCAUCCGAUCCAUGUGGGGUGCCUCCACUGUCCUGUUUACCAAUCAGAUGUACAACCGCUUAGGUUACCAAUGGGCCAGCUCUCUACUCGCUUUCAUUGCAUUGGCAUGCUGUGCCAUCCCAUACGUCUUCUACUUCUGGGGGGCAAAGAUUCGCUCCUUCUCCAGGUUCGCUUUCAGUGAUGAUGAGGAGCAGGCUAUCAAGGCUUAG